Messenger RNA from Nicotiana tabacum (common tobacco), 2441 nucleotides. Its product is annotated as putative polyol transporter 4. NCBI's taxonomy places the organism in Eukaryota, Viridiplantae, Streptophyta, Magnoliopsida, Solanales, Solanaceae. Gene Ontology annotation, molecular function: transmembrane transporter activity. The record is from RefSeq and is a predicted model, not a curated record. Gene Ontology annotation, biological process: transmembrane transport. Gene Ontology annotation, cellular component: membrane.
UUCCUUCCUCGUGCCGUAAUAGACCAAUAAGGUGGCGCUUUACAUCAUACCAGGAAUUAGGAAAAACAUUAUUGACCCUAUUAAGCUGGAAUGUCAGACUCGCAUUAGUCAGAAGUUGGUAUUUUCACAAUCUUUUUUCUUCUUUCCUUAGAUCUAGGAAUAGUCGUCCCAACAGAAAGAAGAAGGAAACUGCAGAUCCCAUAUUUCAUGCAUUAGAUAUACAAAACUCUCUUUCUUCCUCCUCUCUUGUUCAUAUGAUAUGAUCAUUUGAAACAAGGAGAAAAAAAUAAUAAAACCCCAGAAAAAAAAUCAUUUCUUUUUUAUUUGAUUAGUGUAUAGAGAGGGAUAUAGAUAUAGAUAAAUAUAGGGAGAUGGGUAUUCAGGAAAAUGGGAAUGGGGAUGUUCUAAAGUAUAAGAGGAUGGAUUCUGAUGCAGUGGAAGAGGAUGGUGUAUUAUGUGAAGAAAAAGGAAAUGACAGCAGCAGAAAAUAUGUUUUGGUUUGUGCUAUCUUUGCCUCACUUAAUUCUGUGCUCCUUGGAUAUGGUUGAUGUUGGUGUUAUGAGUGGAGCUAUUAUCUUCAUUCAGCAAGAUUUGAAAAUUACUGAAGUGCAAGAGGAAGUCCUUGUUGGAAUCCUAAGCAUAAUUUCGCUUUUUGGGAGUUUAGCAGGAGGAAAAACAUCAGAUGCCAUUGGCAGGAAAUGGACCAUGGCUUUUGCAGCCAUUGUGUUUCAAUCUGGAGCUCUUAUAAUGGCUCUUGCUCCUAAUUUCAAGGUGUUAAUGAUAGGAAGGUUUUUGGCUGGAAUUGGUAUUGGUUUUGGAGUAAUGAUUGCUCCUGUUUAUAUAGCUGAGAUAUCACCUACAGUUGCCAGGGGAUCAUUUACUUCUUUCCCUGAGAUAUUCAUAAAUCUUGGAAUUCUUUUAGGUUAUGUUUCGAAUUAUGCUUUUUCUGGUUUAUCCCCUCAUAUAAAUUGGAGAGUCAUGCUUGGUGUGGGGACUCUCCCCUCAGUUUUUAUUGGAAUCGCUCUAUUUGUUAUUCCUGAAUCACCUAGGUGGUUGGUGAUGAAAAAUCGGAUUGAUGAAGCGAGGGUGGUGUUAUUAAAAACUAAUGAAAAUGCAAAUGAAGUGGAGGAGAGGUUAGCAGAAAUUCAACAAGCUGCAGGGCAUGUUAAUGCAGAGAAAUAUGAAGAGAAAGCCGUGUGGCGUGAACUGCUAAAUCCUUCACCUGGAGUUAGAAGAAUGCUGAUUACAGGUUGUGGGAUACAGUGUUUUCAACAGGUCACAGGUAUAGAUGCAACUGUAUAUUAUAGUCCAACAAUUUUUAAGGAUGCCGGGAUUAAGGGUAACACUCAACUCCUGGCUGCUACUGUUGCUGUUGGAUUCACAAAGACAAUAUUCAUUUUGAUAGCCAUAUUUCUAAUUGACAAAGUUGGUAGGAAACCUUUGUUAUAUGUCAGUACAAUUGGUAUGACUACUUGUCUGUUUGGUCUUGGACUCACACUUUCUUUACUGGGGAAUGGUUCAGUUGGUAUCAAAUUGGCAAUUUUAUGUGUAUGUGGAAAUGUAGCAUUCUUUUCUGUGGGGAUUGGUCCAAUUUGUUGGGUCUUGACAUCAGAAAUCUUCCCUUUAAGACUUAGAGCCCAAGCAUCGGCUCUUGGUGCAGUGGGGAGUAGAGUUAGUAGUGGUGUGGUUGCAAUGUCUUUCCUCUCCGUUUCUCGCAUGAUUACAGUAGGAGGAACAUUUUUUGUAUUUGCUGCUAUAUCAGCACUCUCUGUUGCUUUUGUUCAUAAAUGUGUUCCAGAAACAAAGGGGAAAUCGUUGGAAGAAAUCGAAAUGAUGUUCCAGAAUAAUAGGCCACAGCAAGGUGGUGAAUUGGAGCUUGAAGAUGUCAAACAUCUAAUGCAGACACAAUGAAGAGGCAUAAGAUAUCAUAGUAUAAUAGGCCAACUUCGAAAUGAUGUUCCAGAAAUCGAAAUGAUGUUCCAGAAUAAUAGGCCACAGCAAGGUGGUGAGUUGGCAUAAGAUAUCAUAGUUUUAUCAGCAGUGAAAAGAAAGUUGGCAUUUGCUCGCGAAACACUUAUCAAACUUGCCAACUUCAUAAUAUUUGUGAAUUGCAUCACACAAUAAGAUAAAGAUAUAAAAAAAAAUUAUACUCAUUCGUCGUUAGGGCUGAAGCUGUCUUGUACCUUGAUGACAUUGGAAUAUUUGAUAUCUAGAAACUGAGAAGUUAGAAGGAAUACAUAGACUUUCCUCCUCUUCCUCCUCCUUUUAUUUUUAUUUUUAUUUUUAUUUUGUAGAAACAAGAGAGUAGUGAUAUUGAACACCUGUAUAUAGGUUCAAAUUGGUAUUUUACAGACUUUUGUUGAACCACUGUUUUCUUCUUCUUCUUCUUCUUCUUUUUUCUUAGCAUUAUUGUGAGUUACAGUGGAUUACAUUACCUUGUA